AUGUUUACAUGCCUUCCAUGUAGUGCCUCAAGUAGCAACUGUUUUGGUGCGAGUGCUGGUAACAACAACAAGUCUGUGUAUUUGGAUGUCUAUGCCGGGACAAACUGUCCGAAAAUGUACUUUUCCAAGACGGAUGUAGCCCAAGAUGGAUGCACUGUUAUUUGUAGAAAUAGUGGAUGCUACAAGAUUGGAACGCAUCGUUGCGCCGCCUGUGAGCACGAAGCCUACUGUUGCGAAGUCUGCCGCCAACAAGAUCGAAAGCGGCACGAAGAGGAUUGCCGACGAUACACGACGACCGUACGGGUAGAACAAAUGAAGAAUUUUAAUCGUCAAGCCAGCUGUCGAGGUCGAGGUGGUUGCUCGAAUACCGUGGUCUCCUUUUGUCGGCACUGCCAAGCGACGGUGUGUCACCAAUGGCAAUGUUCCAAGAUUCAUUUGGAGCAAUGCAAUGCCUAUUUGGAGGCCAAAUUGGAGAGGGAGUGGGUAAGGAUUGAUCUACUUGUCAAGAAGAAGAACGACAGCUGUCGGCAAGAGAUCCCACAGAAUCGUGGGGGUAACGAUAACGAAGCAUGGGUGCUGGUGGACGGGUAG
This is a messenger RNA of Seminavis robusta, 591 nucleotides long. Lineage: Eukaryota; Bacillariophyta; Bacillariophyceae; Naviculales; Naviculaceae. The record is from the annotation of a GenBank genome assembly.